AUGAAGAAUCCGAUAAAGAGAACGGAUGAAUAUCGGGGAAGGAAGAACACCCAUCAAGCAACGAUGCCUCUAGUGAACCUCCACUUUAUCGUGCUACUAGGCUUCUGCACCCAGAUGGCUCUAGGCGACUGCCCUCGCCUAUGCGACUGCAAGUGGAAAAACGGGAAGGAAUCCGUAAUCUGUCUCAACGCCAAUUUGUUUGUUAUACCGUUGCAUCUGGACUCUGGUAUACAAGUUUUGGAUUUAACCGGUAACAAUUUGUCUGUUAUUAAACACGAAGAGUUUAGCAAGGCGGGUUUGAUCAAUCUACAGAAAAUCUACAUCGCCAAAUGUAGAUUAAAAACUAUAGAACGAUAUGCUUUCAAGGACCUGAUAAACUUGGUUGAGUUGGAUUUGAGUUACAACGCUCUAACCCAAGUCCCAUCACACACCUUUGACAGUAUACCGGAGUUAAGAGACCUAAAAUUGAACGGCAAUCCCAUACAAAAAAUACAAAACAACGCCUUCAUCAACAUACCCCAGCUAAAUAGGCUCGAGCUAACAGACUGCAGGAUAUCUCAGGUUGAGCCUAAAGGUUUCUGCGGCGUAGAAAGAUCCCUAGAGUACCUAAAGUUAGACAAAAACCGACUGAACACCGUAACUCCUUUAGCUAUAACUAUUUUAAACAACCUCCAUGGUAUUGAGUUGGCGUCAAAUCCGUGGAACUGCUCAUGUCAGCUAAGGCCUUUAAGAGAGUGGAUGUUGCGGCAGAAUGUACCGUUCGGUAUUCCGCCGUCUUGCCUAACACCUAAAAGACUUUACCAAAAAACCUGGGACAAAUUGGAGCUGGACGAGUAUGCUUGUGUGCCCGAAAUAGUGGCGUUGAAGGAUAAAACUCAGGGUGUUGAGGGGAAGAAUAUUACGAUGCAAUGUCGGAUAGCCGGGGUGCCCGAACCGAACGUGCGGUGGUUGUUGCGGAAUAAAGUUAUAGCUAACCUGUCAGGUUCUCAUGCUGUGGGGAAUAAGAAACUUUACGUGGUGCACCUGGAGACAAACUUAAGUGACUUGACUAUAUUCAGUGCGGAGCUCACGGACGCUGGUACAUACACUUGUGCUGCGGAAAAUAAAGCCGGUAAAGCGGAAGCGAGUGUGACCUUGGCGAUGUCGAAAAAACCCGUGGAAAAAUCGAGCGGCAACUUCAUGUUGGCCAGUGUUGUAACCGGGGUGGUGUUCGCGAUACUCUCCAGUGUUGUAGCCGGUAUGGUGGUGUUGUUCCGCAAAAAACAUCAGUUGUUGUGGCGAACUAGAGAUAACUGUCGCGACGAUAACUACGAGAAGAUCGAGAUGAAAGUGACUCCGGGUGCGAACGGCGAUGUUCCUUUGCUUGUUGCCAACAAGAAAAACGGCGAGUACAGGGUCGUGCCUUGCGGCGAAACCGAUCAAGAGCAAGAGGAAGACGACGAACCAGUGAUUGUGGACCGUAAAGCCAAGCUUUGGAACCCCGUCGAGGAAAAACGUUGGGCAUCGCCUGAGCACCUGUUGGAUCCUGAGGAUCUACACAUACCCAGGAGAACCUUGCAAGAGUCUAGAGACAAGAAAAUUGUAGUUUCAACAUCUGGUACAUAUAACCCUUAUCUUCCAUCGACCUCUACGUCAAAUGCACCAAACCUUAACCUGCUUCCAUUGGACACUAAGAAUCCACGAAAACUUCCAACUAUUAGUAAUAACUUACCGACAGUUUACGCCACCACAAACAAUGGUGAGUUGAGUUGUUUGAACGAAGAUAAAUCGUAUCCUGAUGUUAUAGGGAAUUCUUCCACUGUCGGGAAAGCUAACAGUGAAGGGGGGAGUGUUACGGACAUAACGCAGUUGUUUUGCACUUUGCCGAGGAAAAAAGCUUUGGUUAACAGUGCAAGGUAUAAGAGUACUGAUAGUCAAUCUCCCCUCUUGGCGGAAAGUAGAUAUAAUAGUAGCGGUGGUGAAAGCAGCUGCGGUAGUCAGGAAAAUAAUUAUAGGAAACUUCCGGAUAUACCUCGGAUGUCGAAUUUAAACUACAACAGGGUAAACAAAAUAUCGAACAGUUAUCUGAACCUCACUCGCGAGGAUAACUCCACGCCCCUACUGGACGUGAGUGGUUUGGAGAAGAGGAUCAUGUUCAAACGGGAUCACACCUCCAACAACAAACUGACCCCCAACGCGAACUCCUACGAUCACCACGCCGCACAACUGGAGAAGUUCCUCGAAGAGUACCGCCAGCUGCACAAAGAGCUGACCAAGAUGAAGCAAACCUGCGAUAACCUGCGCGUGGAGAAGACGGCGGAAAAAAAUCUGCCCGCAGGUUCGAAUGACAACGGCAAGGGGGAGGGGGUGAGCGCGCUGUCUCCCAACUCGAAUCAGUUGGAGGGUUCUGUGGACUUCAGGAAUUUCGAGAACGAGCUGACAAAAUAUUUGAUGUCGAAGAGCACCUCCAAACACAGUUUUGCUUCAGGAUUGUUCAACAAUACUUAA
Messenger RNA from Brassicogethes aeneus, 2487 nucleotides. Lineage: Eukaryota; Metazoa; Arthropoda; Insecta; Coleoptera; Nitidulidae. The record is from the annotation of a GenBank genome assembly.